AUGGGCCUGUUGGCUGAAAAUGUGUCCUUCGAGUCCACCAUCCCCCCAGCAGCAGACGUGUCCGUGGGAAUCAUCUACUCCAUCUUUGGAGUGUGUUCCCUGUGUGGGAACAGUGUGUUACUGUACGUGUCCUAUCGGAAGAGGCACCUGUUGAAGCCAGCUGAGCUCUUCAUAGUCAACCAGGCCCUGAGUGACCUGGGCAUGACGCUCUCCCUCUACCCCCUGGCUGUCAUCUCCAGCUUCAGCCACAGGUGGCUGUUUGGGAAGACGGUGUGUCUGAUCUAUGCGUUCUGCGGCAUCCUGUUUGGGAUCUGCAGUCUCACCACUCUGACGCUCCUCAGCACUGUCUGCUGCCUCAAGGUCUGCUGCCCCGUUUACGGUAACCGUUUCACCCACCGACACAGCGGUGCCCUGGCGGCGUGCGCGUGGGGCUACGCUCUGCUCUUCGCCUGCUCGCCGCUGGCUCGAUGGGGCAGCUUCGGCCCCGAGCCGUACGGCACGGCCUGCUGCAUCGACUGGGCACGCUCCAGCCGCGAGCCCCUGGCGCGCUCCUACACGUUGGCGCUGUUCCUGGGCUGCUACGCGCUGCCAUGCGCCCUGAUCGGCUCCUCCUACACGCUCAUCCUGCUCACCAUGCGCCACUCCAGAAGGGCGCUGCGCCAACACUCGCUGCCCAGGCCGGCACCGCGACGCACCCGGAUGCCGCACGAAGACGGGCAUGGGCAUAUGCACGCGCAUAGUCAGUCGCGCAUGGCGAAUAUACAGAUCAUCAUCGUCAAGCUGUCGGUGGCGGUGUGCAUCGGCUUCCUGGCGGCGUGGAGCCCGUACGCGGUGGUGUCCAUGUGGGCGGCGUUCGGCCACUACCAGGACAUCCCGCCGCUGGCCUUCGCCGUGCCGGCCGUCUUCGCCAAGUCCUCGCCCCUCUACAACCCCCUCGUCUACCUCCUGCUCAAGCCCAACUUCCGACAGGACCUCCACUCUCUGCUGCUGGCCUGCGUCUGCGUGUCCGGGGCCGGUACCGGUGCCGGUACUGGUACUGGUACUGCCACUGGUUGGAAGUGCUAG
Engraulis encrasicolus (European anchovy) is the source of this 1065-nucleotide messenger RNA. It is a transcript of the gene opn7a, whose product is annotated as opsin 7, group member a. The coding region runs from base 1 to 1065 and encodes 354 amino acids. Gene Ontology annotation, cellular component: plasma membrane. NCBI's taxonomy places the organism in Eukaryota, Metazoa, Chordata, Actinopteri, Clupeiformes, Engraulidae. Gene Ontology annotation, biological process: cellular response to light stimulus; G protein-coupled receptor signaling pathway; phototransduction. The record is from RefSeq and is a predicted model, not a curated record. The transcript has 6 exons. Gene Ontology annotation, molecular function: G protein-coupled photoreceptor activity.